AUGUCAAAUCUCAAACGAUCGACUGGAAAAAACGGCAUGGCCGAAGAGGAUAUCCGAAAAGCACUUUUGGAUGUGCUAGCGCAGGUGUCUGGGUUGGCGAAGGAAGAUAAAACACGAGUGUUUCGCGAAGCAGUACGGGAGAAGCUCAGUGUGGAGCCUGCAUAUCAUGGAAUGCUUUCCACUGCCUUCAACUCCAUAAUGCUUGACAUUGUGGAAAGGUCUUCUCGUGAAGAUGAUGCCCUAUUCGCCGCCCUUUAUGAUCUCUUGGACGCGGCGUUGCACUGUACCGAAGCUGGCGUUCAAGACCAAACCGUUCCUUUUAAUAUAAUCGAAGACUUGCUCGAUGUGCUGACGAUAUCCGGUGCUGAGCGGGUUGUCGAGUAUCUGGAGACCCGUGCGGAUAGAUUAACUGUGGGGAUAAACCCAAGUAAAGGAAAAGGGUUGGUGCUUUUGCGACUCUGUAACGAGAUCCUUCGACGAUUGUCGAAAACAAAAAAUACGGUAACUUCCGGGCGGAUUUUGAUGUUCAUGGCGAAUGUGUACCCUCUUAGCGAGAGAUCUGGUGUCAAUUUGCGUGGAGAAUUCAAUGUCAAGAAUGAGACGCAUUAUGAAGGCGAAGACAUACAGGAUCCCAUGGACAUUGACGAAGCAGACGCACUGAACAGCAGUCAGGAAAGCCUAUACCGGAUAUUCUGGCAUUUACAGCGAUUUUUUGCGAAUCCCUCCCUUCUAUGGCAAACUGCCAACUUCAACAGAUUUCAAAAGGGGAUAGACGCGACUCUAAAAAGAUUUGACGACAUCAACAAAGAGACCACCUCGCAGUCAGCAAAACAUAAAGACGAUAAACAAGGCUCCCAUGAUCGAAAAAGGAAGCAUAGAGCCAGUGACUCGUCAGAGCAAAUCGAUGCCGCAAAACACCCAUCUGCAAAUGGCAAGAUUGAACUUUUUUUCCCCAAGUUUUUGACCAGUCCGAAUCUGUUCGACUUAGAGUUGCGAGAUCCCUACUUCCGUCGGCAAAUUUUGGCGCAGUUUUCAAUCAUUUUGCAAUACCUGUCGGUGUUGACACAAGAUGAGAAAGAUAAAGUUGCAAAGGAAUUUGCUGAGAACAAGGACUCCAUCUUGAACAAAGCCGUGCAGCAGGCAUACACCUUAACGUCCGAGCAGGAAGCAUGGGUGAAGGAUGCGCGGAAUCGUGCAUACAGCGUCUCUGAAGCUACAUAUCCUUACGGUAAACUGUUCGCGAGAAAUCUGAGCACCGUUAUUACGCAUGAAAGGAAUUGGAUUGAAUGGAAAAACCGAUCGUGCCAAACUUUCGAAACACCCCGUAUCAAGGUAGAGGAAGGGGCAGCAAAACCUAAAUUGCAGGGUUCAGAUGCGGUGAGGAGAAGUAAUUGGCUCGGCAGUGACCAUAUGACUUCGCUGUGGGCGCAAGGAGACAAGGCAGAGGAAGUCAUGCGGGAUGCAAAAAGAAGAAGAAUGAUGCCGGCAUUGGACACACUACUUGAGCAGCUGGAUGAGCAGCUAGACGAUAGUGGUAACCUAACUGGAGGUAUCGAAGAAGAGUAUGCAUUACAUAAGGAUAUGCGAUUUAGCUGGCGUUCGUAUCGCGUGGCAAUGCGUCACCAUAUGUACCUUUUUCAUGGAUCUAGACAAGUGGAAAUACAAAUCGACAAUCAAGCACCGGGGAAAACCCUGCUGAUGGAAUGGCGGAAAGAAAGGAAACGGGCGGAAACAAGCACCACAGAGCAGAAUGAGACUAUCGCAGAUGCUACCCAGGCAAAUCAACAAGAUACGGACAUGGCGGAUAUGGAAGGAUCUACCGGCGAGGUUGAGGAGAAACCGCAGUCAAGCACAACCUUAUCCACUCCCGAUCACAGCCAGCAACGCCUUGUUAGCGAGCUGGAAGUCGGAGAGGUAACACCGCCUCUGAAGGGAAUAUCAAAGGAUCCAGCGGAUCAACCUGAACCAGGAUUAGUGGAUCCAGUAAAUCAACCUGAAGCAGAAGUUUCUGCUAACGAAGAAACGACAGUUACGGACGAGGCAACACCCACGGCAGCAUUGCCCAUCACGGCAACGAUAAUAGCGGGAGAUGCCGCGUCGUGAUGAAUGAGCCCGUCAGCUCGCAUUGUAGAUAGAAAAAAUGGAAUGUAUAUAUAUGCAAAUAUACAAAGAGAUCUUUAUUUGACUGAUA
Molecule: messenger RNA, 2191 nt
Organism: Spizellomyces punctatus DAOM BR117
Lineage: Eukaryota; Fungi; Chytridiomycota; Chytridiomycetes; Spizellomycetales; Spizellomycetaceae
Exons: 15
Coding region: 1-2103 (700 amino acids)
Biological process (GO): regulation of DNA-templated transcription elongation; mRNA export from nucleus
Cellular component (GO): THO complex part of transcription export complex
Source: RefSeq, a predicted model, not a curated record